CGAGAAUUUACUUAUGGCCAAGUUCCAAGGCGCACGGGUGCGAGCUGAUGCGCGUAUGAUCAGGCUGCAGCCCACCUGCAGUGUUGGCACUCUUCAACAGUCUUGGGUUGUCACUGACGAACUCAACUACCCAUGACGCCGAUUUCCUCGCUGAAUCACCCUUAUCCUCAUGUCAGUCGAUUCAGGACGACGUCAUAUUGAUCACGAACCCCAGGCAGGAAUUUUUCGAAAACGUAUAUCACAACUUCGAGGAAAUCUUCGCCAUGUUUCAAAGCGUUGACGUCUUGGGCAGGCGCCUGUCGGAUUUCCGAAUUUUCGUUCUAAAAACUACCGGUAAGCAGGAUGGCGUGCCCAGCGUCGUCGAAAUCGGUGGAGCCGUCCCAUACGAUGGCAACGCGUCACAAAUCUCAAAGAAUUUGAUGGAGCUUUGGUCCGAAUUGACAAAGCCAGGGCAUCGUGAUCCAAUCAAAGGCGCCAGCUUGUGCUUCAAGGGCUCCGUGAUUAUCCCUAUGAAGGCUUGCAAGGGCGAGCUCUUGACGCAGACAUGGAAGCCAGAUCUCGACAUUCGUUAAGGCUCCCAGAAAUCCAUCCGCCAUCGCGUGAGAGACAGACGAUCUGACCCGGGACUUCCAAAACAAAGAAAGCCGGCAGACGGUGGACGCCUCUCAGGAUGGCUAGCUGGUUCUUCCAAAAUUAGGAGAAAAACACGCUGGCCACGCAGUACCGCCGCCGUAUCAUCGAUCAGCUGCAGAUCGACACUUCACAAGAAAAACGGCCGGCGCAUAGGAAGAAGAUCAUGGUUACAGUGCGCAGCCAGACCAGGAAAUUUGAAGGACAGGCCCUCGACUCAAUUGUGCGGGGCUUGCAAAGCGCGACAGGUGCAGAAGUUGUGGUGAGAGAUUUUGCGGACCAAACCGAGCUACAAACGAUCCGGGAAGUUCACAGCUGCGACCUUCUCAUAGGAAUGCACGGCGCCGCCUUGACACAUGCCUUUUUCUUGCCGGAGGGAGGCAGCCUGGUGGAGAUUACGGCGUAUCCACCGCCGGUUCGUUGGCGAUCGGUGGCAAACAUUUACAUGAACUUGGCGGCCUGGACUGGUCGGCAGUACAAAGCGGUGCACGCAUUGGAAAAAGGCGCUUACUUUGCUUUCGAUGUUCAGUCAGUGGUGAAUGCAGCCGAGGGGCUUCUUGCUUCUAGAAGUGGAGGGCUCUAGGAGCGACAGGGGGUCGGGCAAUCGUGGAAACAGCAGGAUAAUUAUGUUCCCGGAACGCGUUCCUCCGAAGACUGUCCAGCGUGGAAACAGCAGGAUAAUUAUGUUCCCGGAGCGCGUUCCCCCGAAGACUGUCCAGCUUGUUGCGCCUCGGCCUCAAGUCGGCUGGAGCUCCAAAGGGCGGGCUGACAAAUGAGCGGGGAGGGGAGGCACAACAACAGACCGCCUCAACAAGCGUGAGGCGCUGCCGCGUGAAAAUAGCAGGGGCUGGGCCUUGUAGCAAAAGCGAUAGAUAAAGAGGCGAAGUGAGCAAGGCGCUUUUAGCUCACUUGCGAUGCCCUUUGCUUACUCUUCUACGUACUCUAGUAGCUGUAGAUACCUGGCAUAUGUCAUUAUAGGCGGGAAAGGAUAUGGAAUUAUCUGUGAUGAGGAGUCUGUGACAUACUAAGAAACUACAGAAGGCAAGUCACUCCUGAGUCAGGGAAGGCGCAGAGGAGCAGAGUGACUCACUGAGUUGCACUGGUUGACUUUCUCAAAGCUUAGUAGGCUUAUCUGAGAAUGUCAAUCCAAAUUUAUGGACUUAAAACGAAAUUUAUAACGCCCAUGCUUUGUUGUAGUCCCGCCCCAUUCGUAAUUGCUGUGCUCCGCUUAGGUGCGUGCACCUAGUCAACCUCAACUACGCUGACG
Amoebophrya sp. A25 is the source of this 1897-nucleotide messenger RNA. The record is from the annotation of a GenBank genome assembly. NCBI's taxonomy places the organism in Eukaryota, Dinophyceae, Syndiniales, Amoebophryaceae.